This is a messenger RNA of Thelazia callipaeda (thelaziosis nematode), 1572 nucleotides long. The record is from the annotation of a GenBank genome assembly. Lineage: Eukaryota; Metazoa; Nematoda; Chromadorea; Rhabditida; Thelaziidae.
AUGCUUGAUCUAUCACACAAUGAUAUAGAAACAAUUCCGGGCAUAGAUUUACUGCAAAUAGUUGGUUUACGCAAUCUUAGAAUAGGCUCGAAUCGCAUUACACGGCUUACAAACUUUGAACUAAAACAUCCAAUGUUACAAGUACUUGAUUUAUCUUAUAGCUCAAAUUUACGGAUAGUCGAACAGUUUGCAUUUUUACACUUGCCAAAUUUGCAAACUGUCAAUUUAAGUCACUCCAACUCUCUUUCUUUCAUAUCACCACGCGCUUUUGUAAAUAACACUAUGCUUUAUAGCGUAGAUAUUUCACAUUGUGGAUUGAUUGUUUUACCAGAUCAAUUAUUACUAACUAUUUCAAAAGGCUUUUUUGAUCAUAAUCCACUCCAAUGUGGUUGUAUCAUGGAAUCUAUUAAAAUGCAUACUAUACGUUCAAAUGAUUUUUUAAAAACAGCUUGUACCUUUGCAGAUGGAUAUGUUGAAAAUCUAACAAGUUAUACAACUUGGACAUCUGAAGAGUGUCACAUUGAACCAAUACUACCAUUUGGUGACUACUUAGAAGCAACUAUCGGUGAACAAUAUUCUAUUUAUUGUGUGUCACGUCAACCAUCAGAUAGUAUAUUAUGGAAAUUUCCAAAUAAUACUAAAGUCUUAGCUCAAGAUUAUAUGUCUAAAGAGUUAGUGGAACCAGAUGAUUUGCAUUUUCCUUUUCCUAAUUCUUACUAUCGUUCAUCUCAUCGUCAGCUCAAUAAAGCAGAUCAGAAAAUAGCUGAUCAGCCACGUGUAUGGACAACAAAGGAGCAGAUCUGGUUAGAUGUUGUGUUAGCAGAAGAUGAAGGCGAAUAUGAAUGUACAGUUAAACGUGCGGAUGAUUUGGUCCAUCGAAAAAUACAAUUAAAGGUGAAACAGCCGUCUAUUAUGCUUCGUGCUCUCGAAGUUGGCUCACAUUAUGUAACAUUAUCAUGGAAUGCAUCUUUAUAUAUAAGCUCUAAAAAACGGAUUAAUUUUUAUGUGGCAGUUCGUGAUAACUAUGGUAUAACUAUCCGUAUGGUUCAGCUAUCACUUCAGAAUCCAUGGAAUACUUAUAACAUUAUGAGACUUAAAGCUGGAGAAAAUUAUACAUUUUGCUUGUGUUACGCAUUGCUAGAAGGUGCAGAUGAAAUUGGUUCUGGAAAACUAAUCUAUGAAACGUGCUUGCAAGAACGUACAGCUUCUGACUUAUCAUUUUUCGGAUUCGUUAACCUUUCUAUUUUCCUUCUCAUUAUCUCUAUCAUAAUUUUCUUCUCUUUGCUGGCUUUAUUCAGAUUUUUUCGAAAGCGUUUUCAAAUUUGGCAACAACAAAAGCAUAAAUCAAGAAUGAAUCAAAGUAUAAGUGGACAAAGUUUUAUCUCAUCAACAUCGAACGAAGUUGAUUCUACUACUAUUACUUACGCUAAUCAAUUUCAAUUAAGUGUAUGCCAGGUCAGUUCAAUGAACCAGUUUCCAGUAGCAAAUACUUGUGGAAAUUUUGGAAACAUUUCUAGAACUCGCAAUGCGUAUUUAUCAGGUCGACUCUCAGCAAAAGAUUUAGCAUUAUAA